CAUUAUCCUUUCUGCGAUAGAAGCUGAAGCUCCUCCUGCUCGUCGUCCACCCGAUAGCGGAACUUCAUCGAUGGCUAUGGCGGCCUCCGUCGCUGCUCUCACCUCAUCCCUAUCUUCCCUCUCAUUCUCCUCCCAAAUUUCUCCGAAAUCCGCCUUCCAAUCUCUCUCGUUUUCCUUGCCCAAGCCAAUUUCUAUCAAAUCCUCCGGUGUUAAGUACCCCACUCUCAUUGUUUCCGCCGCCGCAGUAGCAGACCAAGACGUGGAAACUGUGGACUUGAAGAAGCUGGUGAAGUCUAGACUUAUCGGUGGAUUCGCCGCGCAGAAUAUAAUCGGCACGGGCCGGAGGAAAUGCGCCAUUGCUAGGGUUGUUCUUCAGGAAGGUUCCGGUAAAAUUAUCAUCAAUUACCGAGAUGCCAAGGAAUAUCUUCAAGGCAAUCCAUUGUGGCUGCAGUACGUAAAAACUCCGCUGAUUACAUUAGGCUACGAAAGUAGCUAUGAUGUAUUUGUGAAAGCACACGGCGGGGGCCUAGCCGGGCAGGCUCAAGCGAUUUCUCUGGGCAUUGCUCGGGCGCUGCUGAAGGUGAGCGACAGCCACCGGUCACCUUUGAAGCAGGAAGGCCUCCUGACAAGGGACUCGAGGGUAGUCGAGAGGAAGAAGGCGGGGUUGAGGAAAGCGAGGAAGCGUCCUCAAUAUUCGAAGCGUUGAAUGAAGGUUAGUAAGGCUUGUUUGUUUGUUUGUGUUGAUAUUUGAAAUUGGGAAGAACAGUGUGGAUUCUGUGAUGAAUUGUUGUGUAGUUUCUGUCUUCUGAUUCAAUACAAUUGAUGUGGAAAGCAGACCUGAAUUUGAGAA
This is a messenger RNA of Andrographis paniculata, 850 nucleotides long. RefSeq names its product 30S ribosomal protein S9, chloroplastic. Gene Ontology annotation, molecular function: RNA binding; structural constituent of ribosome. The coding region runs from base 71 to 706 and encodes 211 amino acids. Lineage: Eukaryota; Viridiplantae; Streptophyta; Magnoliopsida; Lamiales; Acanthaceae. Gene Ontology annotation, biological process: translation. The record is from RefSeq and is a predicted model, not a curated record. Gene Ontology annotation, cellular component: ribosome; plastid small ribosomal subunit; mitochondrial small ribosomal subunit. The transcript has 2 exons.